This is a messenger RNA of Phasianus colchicus (ring-necked pheasant), 621 nucleotides long. RefSeq names its product gallinacin-10. Gene Ontology annotation, cellular component: extracellular region. The record is from RefSeq and is a predicted model, not a curated record. NCBI's taxonomy places the organism in Eukaryota, Metazoa, Chordata, Aves, Galliformes, Phasianidae. Gene Ontology annotation, biological process: defense response to Gram-negative bacterium; defense response to Gram-positive bacterium; innate immune response in mucosa. Gene Ontology annotation, molecular function: CCR6 chemokine receptor binding.
CAAACAUCAUCCUCCUUCAGUCUUUGAGGAUUUGGGACACACAGUCCACAACUGAGCCAUGAAGGUCCUCUGCCUGCUCUUCGCUGUUCUCCUCUUCCUCUUCCAGGCUGCGCCAGGCUCAGCAGAUCCACUUUACCCUGACACCGUAGCAUGCAGGAACCAGGGGAAUUUCUGCCGUGUAGGGUCAUGCCCCCCCACCUUCACCAUCUCUGGACCGUGCCAUGGGGGGCUGUUAAACUGCUGUGCCAAGGUUCCGGCACAGUAAGGAAAGGCUUCCACUGGGUCAGUGCCCUUGUACCAGCAACAUUUCCACUGCCUUGAGGAGCUGAUUUUGAUGGAUUCCUCCUCUGUCUAAACCCCCAGCAAAUGAGCCUUCAAAGAAGCUUCCAGAGGGCACGUCCUGUUAGCACACUGCUUCUGGAGAUCCUGGUUUUCCUUGCUGAAGUCACUCCCUUUUUUUUGCUUUUAAUUAAUACACAAGCCACUUUGGCAUCUUGGCCACCUAUUCCAGCCUACCUCACGGGAUGUUUGGAUGCUCAGUCACUUUGGGUUCAUGCAGAUCUUGGAGCAUAUGAAGCAAUACAUAUGUUAUUAUUUUAUUCACACACCCAAAUAAAUGUC